Molecule: messenger RNA, 1332 nt
Organism: Adineta steineri
Lineage: Eukaryota; Metazoa; Rotifera; Eurotatoria; Adinetida; Adinetidae
Source: the annotation of a GenBank genome assembly
AUGGGUACAGCUUUCACGACUCUUCGGGUUAUGUUUUAUUUACUUUUACCAUCUGAAACAUAUUUUGAACGACUUGAAGAUGUUCCAGAUUAUGUUGUUCAAGCAACUCGACUAUUUCUUGUUUUACAAGUACUAGAAUUUGCUAUUGCUUGGUAUCGAGGAAAAAUAAAACCACGUUUUAAUGAUACAUUCAGUUCAAUGACUGCUGGCGUUGUUUCACGUAUCCCUCGACUUUUUAUGAAAUCCCUUGAAUUAACAUCAUACAUAUGGGUUUAUGAAAAUUUUCAUAUUUUUUCACGAUUACCAUGGAAUUCACCAAUAACAUAUUGGGUUACUUUUAUUGGAGUAGAUCUUGGUUAUUAUUGGUUUCACCGUAUGGCACAUGAAGUUAAUCUGUUUUGGGCUUCACAUCAAACACAUCAUUCAGCUGAGAAUUAUAAUUUAUCAACAGCACUUCGACAAGGUGCCUUACAAACAUUUUGUUCAUGGAUAUUUUAUUUACCACUAGCUUUAUUUGUUCCACCACCAAUAUUUUUAAUUCAUACACAAAUGAAUUUAUUAUAUCAAUUUUGGAUUCAUACUGAAAUCAUAUCAAAUCUUGGUCCAUUUGAAUACUUCUUAAAUACACCAAGUCAUCAUCGUGUUCAUCAUGGACGAAAUCCAUAUUGUAUUGAUAAAAAUUAUGCUGGAGUUUUUAUUAUAUGGGACCGAUUGUUUGGCACAUUUGCUGCAGAACGUAAGGAUGAACCAGUUGCUUAUGGUCUUAUACAUUCAAUUAAUACAUUCGAUCCAUUGGAAACACAAUUUUGUCAUUUGAAAUAUAUGUUUGAACAAUUCUUUAAAAUUGAAGGAUGGCAAAAUAAAUUAGCAGUUAUUUGGAAAGGACCUGGAUGGCAACCAGGUUUACCUCGAUUAGGUAGUGAUGAAUAUCCAGAAAUAUCUUAUCCUGUUCAAGUUUAUCAUCCCAACGUAUCAACAGAAUUAUCAUUCUAUACAUUUUUACAUUUUAUAUAUGCUGUCAUACAAUUUAGUGCAGUACUAAAAGAUUCACGUAACUAUUCGGUUUUAUCAUUGCUUCUAUAUUCAGUUAUUUUACUUUUCACUUUAACAACAUUUGGAGCUAUUUUCGAUCAAAAAAAAUAUGCAUUAAAUCUGGAACGUAUUCGUCUUAUUUCAAUGUUAAUUUUACCACAAUUUACAAUAAUGAAAUCACUUUUCUUAUUUCAAUCACAUUUAAUCAUUCAAAUAUUCAUUAUUUUAUCUUUUCUUGCAACAUUUUUUAUUACACCUAUUGCUCCGUUCGAAAAAGAUAUCUCAAUUAAAAAUAAAUAA